GCUUCCGCGCAAAACUUCCAUCCUGUCCGCGUGAAGUUGUCGCUCCCUGCGAGAGGGGGAAAGGGCUUUGGGGAGCGCUUGGAGUGACGAGUGCGGCGGCGGAGCGCGCAAUCUCCUCAGCCUUUUUUCUUCUCUUUUCCCCCCGCGUCGUCAGUGCGGGGUUUUGGCUCCUCGCUCCUGUCCUCCCCCCUUCGGAGCCGGCUUCUCCCCCGCCCCGUUUCUCCCCCACUUGUGUACGCUAUUUGUUGGGGGGUGGCCGAAGGGGAUGUCCUGUUUUCACCAGAGGCACAGCGCGAAGAGGAAACUUCGACACUGGAAGGAACGAGAAUAAAUACCGACGCACCGAGCCGCGGCGGGGACGCACACUUGAACUUCGGGACUUCGAGGCGGUCCGGGAGACUGGAGAUAGUCCAGUUUUAAUCGAAGAAAGCUGCUUCUACUGGGGAGUGGCAGGAGAAGUGAGAAAACCACAUGGAAGACUCCCAGGAUUUAAAUGAACAAUCAGUAAAGAAAACGUGCACAGAAUCCGAUGUUUCAGAACCUCAGAAUUCCAGGUCUAUGGAAAUGCAGGACCUAGCAAGUCCGCACACUCUUGUUGGAGGUAGUGAUGCUCCUGGUAGCUCCAAGCUGGACAAAUCUAAUCUCAGCAGCACCUCAGUCACAACAAAUGGCACAGGAGUGUCUCUUCUUGCAGUCAAAACAGAGCCCCUGAACAGCAGUGAAACCACGACCACGACUGGAGAUGGAGCGCUUGACACUUUUACUGGGUCAGUAAUAACAAGUAGUGGCUACAGCCCCAGAUCAGCGCAUCAGUAUUCCCCACAGCUGUAUCCUUCCAAGCCCUAUCCACACAUUCUUUCUACACCAGCAGCUCAAACAAUGUCUGCCUAUGCAGGCCAGACUCAGUAUUCGGGGAUGCAGCAGACAACCGUCUACACAGCCUACUCACAGACAGGACAGCCCUACAGCCUGCCCACUUAUGAUUUGGGUGUGAUGUUGCCCGCCAUCAAGACAGAGAGCGGACUUUCCCAAACUCAGGCUCCAUUGCAGAGUGGCUGCCUCAGUUACAGCCCAGGAUUUUCUACUCCACAGCCAGGCCAGACACCAUAUUCUUACCAAAUGCCAGGUUCUAGUUUUGCACCAUCAUCUACUAUUUAUGCAAAUAAUUCAGUUUCCAAUUCAACGAAUUUCAGUGGUUCACAACAGGAUUAUCCAUCCUACACAGCCUUUGGCCAAAACCAGUAUGCACAGUAUUACUCAGCAUCCACAUAUGGAGCGUACAUGGCAUCAAAUAACACAGCUGAUGGGACAUCAUCAUCAACCUCAACCUAUCAGUUGCAGGAAUCUCUCCCAGGACUGACCAGCCAACCAGGAGAGUUUGAUGCUGUGCAGAGCCCCUCCACACCUAUCAAAGAUCUGGAUGAGAGAACAUGUAGGAGUUCUGGGUCAAAGUCCCGAGGAAGAGGCCGGAAAAAUAAUCCUUCCCCACCUCCGGAUAGUGACCUGGAGCGUGUUUUUGUCUGGGACUUGGAUGAAACCAUCAUUGUUUUUCACUCACUGCUCACAGGGUCUUACGCACAGAAGUAUGGCAAGGAUCCUCCUAUGGCUGUGACCCUUGGACUCCGAAUGGAGGAAAUGAUUUUUAAUCUUGCUGAUACACAUUUGUUUUUUAAUGACUUAGAGGAAUGUGAUCAAGUUCAUAUAGAUGAUGUUUCCUCGGAUGAUAAUGGGCAGGACUUAAGUACCUACAGUUUUGCAACUGAUGGCUUCCAUGCAGCUGCAAGUAGUGCAAACCUUUGUUUGCCAACAGGUGUAAGAGGAGGGGUUGACUGGAUGAGGAAGUUGGCUUUUCGUUACAGAAGAGUGAAAGAAUUAUAUAAUACCUACAAGAACAAUGUUGGAGGACUCCUUGGCCCUGCCAAGAGGGAUGCGUGGCUGCAGUUAAGGGCAGAGAUUGAAGGUCUGACAGAUUCCUGGCUAACAAAUGCACUUAAGUCUUUAUCAAUUAUUAGUACUAGGAGUAACUGUGUAAAUGUCUUGGUAACGACAACCCAGCUGAUUCCAGCACUUGCAAAGGUUCUGCUCUACAGUUUAGGAGGUGCUUUCCCCAUCGAGAAUAUUUACAGUGCAACGAAAAUAGGCAAGGAAAGCUGUUUUGAGCGUAUAGUGUCCAGAUUUGGCACUAACAUAACUUAUGUUGUGAUUGGAGAUGGCCGAGAUGAGGAGCAUGCCGCUAACCAGCACAACAUGCCCUUUUGGAGGAUAUCAAGUCACUCAGACCUCUUGGCUCUGCAUCAAGCACUGGAAUUAGAGUAUUUGUAACUGUGUUCUCUAACUGGAGACCCAUUUUUUAUAUUUCAACUACACUGAAUUUUUAUGUGUGAUUCAAUGCCUCUGGCUCUACACAUAUAAAUUGUCUUAAAGGAUGAAAUCAUGUUUGGAAUGAAAAUUCCAGAAUGAAGAAUUCAGAUUGCUGAAUGGAAUUAAACUAUAGUGCUACGGAAAGAAAACUCUAUGGUCUUAUAUUUACAACACUUUAAUGUUUUUUUUUUUUUGAAAAAAAAAAUUGUGGUGGUUGCUGGGACAAACCAAAUGAGUCCUAACUGGAAUUAACAGCUUUAGCAAAGAACUCUAACCCUGCAGAGCAGCAACUUCCAAGCUCAUCUGACAAGGUGGUCAACAACAUUCCUCACAAUGGGAGAUCUUCUCAGCCCUGAGGUUUGAAACUGACUUUAGCCUACCUAGCCCAGAAAAUCUGAAUUGGAAUGCACUCAGACUGUAUAAGGACAGUCCUAUCCAGAUCUGUAAUUUUGUGUAAAUUAUUGAUGAAAAUAAUUUACUGUGACUUUAUUAACAGCUGACUUUGAAAGUGGAUGCAAUUUUUCUUUCAUUUGUUGGG
This is a messenger RNA of Lepus europaeus (European hare), 2899 nucleotides long. It is a transcript of the gene EYA4, whose product is annotated as EYA transcriptional coactivator and phosphatase 4. The record is from RefSeq and is a predicted model, not a curated record. Gene Ontology annotation, cellular component: nucleus. Gene Ontology annotation, biological process: multicellular organism development; cell differentiation; positive regulation of DNA repair. NCBI's taxonomy places the organism in Eukaryota, Metazoa, Chordata, Mammalia, Lagomorpha, Leporidae. Gene Ontology annotation, molecular function: protein tyrosine phosphatase activity. The transcript is spliced from 19 exons. Bases 472 to 2322 code for a protein of 616 amino acids.